This is a messenger RNA of Morchella sextelata, 1827 nucleotides long. RefSeq lists its product as uncharacterized. The record is from RefSeq and is a predicted model, not a curated record. NCBI's taxonomy places the organism in Eukaryota, Fungi, Ascomycota, Pezizomycetes, Pezizales, Morchellaceae. Gene Ontology annotation, cellular component: kinetochore; nuclear body; cytosol. The coding region runs from base 1 to 1827 and encodes 608 amino acids. The transcript is spliced from 13 exons.
AUGCCUUCAGCAGCUACAAGCCACGAAUUCGGUGGCGGUUUAAUUUACGAGAACGAUAUAGAGGAGUUGGUCAAUCAACUGCGAGAAGCUGCCUCAACUCGCAAUUCUCUUUCCAAAAGUGACAUUACGGACGCGAUUGAAAAGCUCUCUCAGCACGCGUCAGUACGUGGCUUAGCCGAUGAUGUAUUGGAGAGUCUUAUCGGCAUAUUGACUGAAACGCCCUGCUACCUUGACCAAUCAGCCAUUAGCAAUAUCGUUAAGAUUCUCUUUCCACAGAGGAAGGUAUCAGAGGAUGUCGUGAUAAAGAUAGUUGGGUGCUUCGGUCAAGGACAAAGCAAACCAUCUCUAGCAACGCAGGCACUUUUGCUUCGUUGGUUGGUUAUGGUAUAUGACAUACUGGAAAGCUAUACUGCGCUUUCACAGCUGUAUGGAGUUCUCUUUAACUUAUUGGACAUGAUCACCUUGAGGAGUCAUUUGUGUCAUCUUCUUUCUCUCUUGACAAGACGAAAGCACGUGAAGCCUUUCCGCAUCCAAGCAUUGCUGGAAUUUAAGCGGAACCUGGGGAACGAACAGCCUCUAAAUGGUCUCCUCCAGGUAUUCAAAGAUUAUUACCCGGAUGUGAUUGUGGGCGACAUCACCCCCACGAAAGUUGGAUUGUUCUCGCAUCCGAAUCCUGAAUGGAUGCAGAAGCUACUUUUGAUACAAGAGUCAAGCGCAGCAGAUUAUUCUGGCCCUUCGGAGGCUUCUUCCUUUAGGAUAGUUAGGAAAGUAGGCGGACAAGGCACAAAACGGCAAAAAACUAAUCAUUUAGCACUUCCGGAAGUGCAUACAUUUCACGCCACUGAGGCUUCGGUUACUCUCGAAGAAGUGGAAAAUGUAGAUGACUUUGUGAAUAAGUUGGAUAAACUAGAGCUUCCGAAUCAGUUAGUGGCGGCUUUAGAAGACCCACUUCUCCGAAAGCUACUACAAUUGAAGCCUUCAGAUGCGGCAAUUUUACGAAUCAACAAUUGGCUAGCAGCAUGUUUAUCAGACGAGCUUCGAUCAUCUCAGACACCUACUCCUAGAAGCGCCGAUCGAACAGCAAAACUCCUAUCAAAGAUUCUAGAAUAUACACGUUCCACAAAAAAAUUGUUGCCAGCAGUCGAGGGGUUUUUGUAUCAAUAUCUUCAGUCCUGGGAUGGGAAAAGUCACAAAGAAUAUAUUUUGGGACUGCUGAGUUUUCUGCCCCUUCGCGGGUUUGAAGAAUUAUAUGAUAGGUUUUUCAAGCCGGUCGACCUAAGUUUGAGCACUAUAGAUUCCUCAACCGCUUCCUUGAUUAAUUUUUACACCGAACUUCUUCACCAAUGGAGGGUUACGUAUAGAAAUAGCGAGAUGCUUGAGGUAGAAGGGCUAGCCCUACGCAAGUACAUGGCCCAUGUUAGUCAGAUAUGUUUGGCAGGACAAGUGGCUUUCCCUGGGUCAUCUUUAAUACCUAAUGCGAUACUCUGCUUUUACGAAUGUGCAUCCUCGCUGCCCUGGCAGAAUGGGUUGUUUCGUAUUUCAUUGCCGCCAGACCAAUUGGUUUACAUCUUUUUAUUUGCCGGAGACGUUAUGAUGCUCUCCAGGAUAGCUGGCAUCCUUUCAAAAUACAAACGUGCAUUCGAGCUUACUCUCAAAAAGUCCUCCUCGGAUUCUGGGCCAGAAGAAUACCCCCGAGAAUAUGUGAAUCACUUUAACGGAUUUUUAAUGGAUAUCUGCAAUCUUGUGUGGAGGAAUCGUGCGUUCAAAGCAGGCGGACCAGAAUCAAAACAGGAUCAAAAUGCACAUGGAUGCACCCUUCCCGAGUAA